Messenger RNA from Papilio xuthus (Asian swallowtail), 1907 nucleotides. RefSeq lists its product as uncharacterized. Gene Ontology annotation, molecular function: metal ion binding; RNA binding. The coding region runs from base 218 to 1552 and encodes 444 amino acids. Gene Ontology annotation, biological process: regulation of RNA splicing. The record is from RefSeq and is a predicted model, not a curated record. The transcript has 10 exons. Lineage: Eukaryota; Metazoa; Arthropoda; Insecta; Lepidoptera; Papilionidae.
GUCAGUCACCAUUUUAUGAUACCUUCAUGUGUAAAUUGUUCGCACAUUCAAACUUGUGGUAUUUUUAUUGUUUUCUUGUUGUUUAUCAAACUGUGGUUAAAGUGGUGCUGUAAUAUUCUCCGUCUCCUGAGCACGGAUUCAAUUUUCUAGUCGAUCUUUGCUAUGCAUGGUCCUAACUGGUGUCGUGAAGUCCGAACUUAGAGGACAACUCGAGUAAAUGCAAGUUACGCAGGCAGAUUCGGGUUCCCGCAAAAGACCAGGUGUGAACGAUACAUCUCCGCCUCAUUGUGAUAAAAUGAAAAAGUACAUUAGGUCUAAGAUAGAUCAUGAUGGAUCUACAAGUCGUGCAUCGCCACCUUCACCGUCUGAUAUAUAUGCUGCUAGCUAUGUGAUAAAGGAGAAAGUGAAACCUGAAGUGCAGCCUCCCUUGCCUCUAGAUCCACCACCACCUGAUGAACCAUUAAAUAUGGAUAUAGAAUUAAAAAAAGAAAUUGUAGACACAGAUUAUCAGAGCCCCGGCGAAGAGUCACCAGAUGCCUUAAGUCAAGAUGGUACUGAUUUAAAAUCCAAUGAUGAUGAUGACGAAGACUCUGAUAAACCAAAACCGAUGUGUCGAGAUUUUAUACGAGGAACAUGUAUACGACCGGGAACAUGCAAAUUUAGUCAUAAAUGUGAUAUAUCACAACUGUUUGGUGUUUAUACAUUUUGUAGAAACUACCAAAAUUACGUUUGUACUCGUCCUAACUGCAAGUAUGUGCAUGCAUCAGUGUUUGAAGAGCAGCACUUCUAUAGAACAGGGGAAUUGCCUUCGAAUGCUUUGGCUCAUCAUAAGAAACCCAUACUGCCUCCACCACCACCUCCACCUCAGGAAGCUCCACUGAAUAUUCCACCUGUAUUUAAGGUUCCACCACCUCCAUUACGCUUCAGAAAAAUCAGACCCCCUCUCCCUAUAAGUUGUAUUCCAACAAGCAAAUUGGAGGCUCGCCCAUUUCCGGAUAUGAGAGACAGUCCCAGCACAUCACCAUUGAAACGUGAAUGGCCGUGUAUUGAUAAUUUUCCAGGUUCGUCCCGAGAUGUUGGUCCUGAUUCAGAAAGUGAUAAAAAAAAAAGAUGCAGAAAUUGUAAAUAUAUAGAAUUGAGAUUCUUACAUGGAAGAGAAACACUGGUUCCGAAGAAUCUUUUAAGAGCUGAGUUAAUGAAAGAAAAGUGUGAAAAGUUGCAGAAGGCUACAUUAGAAAUGCAUAACCAAAUAGAUCUUCUAAAUAAAAGGCGCGAGAAACUGUAUUCGACAUUAAUGACAUUAUUCAAACCAACGUACCAAGCAAAACCUGCCGCUACCAGUGGACCGAUAUCGUCGCCGAAUUCAGGGGAAAGGCAAACGUGGUUACUGGAACAGAUGAGCAGUGCGAUCAAUUCCAACCUUAUUCCUGGAAUGCAGGAGGAUGCAAGUAGGCACAUAAUUAAUGGCAAUCCUGUUAUGUCAAGCUUGGUAGCUAAACUAUUGCAAGUAUAUAGGCAACAUAUGAUGACAGAUCCUUCGAGAAAAACAUAACGAAGGUUAUAUACGUGUAGUUUAGAUGAACUUAGAAAAUGUGAAUUUAGUCGACAUACAUUCAUAAUGCAGUGUACUUUUGUGCUUUAUAUGUCUGUAGUAUUAUGAUAUACAAUCAAACAUAUUGUACAUAACUAGUCUUUCCAACAACAUAGCACUGAUGAAAUUGUAAAUUACCUUAUCAAAAACACCAACAUUUUUUAUUAUCAAAUAGUUCUAAAUUUGUAUUUUUAAACUUUAACAGUAAAUUUUAACUGCAUAAGUAAACAUUGGUAUAUAUAAUUGACUAUGGCCUAGUCACCCUUAACUUAGGGCAGGCUCCGAGCCAUUCGGUGGGGACAUAUAGUGAGCUGAU